CAUUGUGCGAGCAUUACGUGAGGCUGCGAGGGGAACAACGGGAUUUUAUAACAUGAGGAUAAUUUUGUUAUUUUUUUACAUAAGUUUGCUCUGUGUAGGACUAUAGCAUACACACAAAGACAUUUGUCUGAAUCCGCUGCAGCGCAAGGAUAACCACUGUAAGAGGAACAGCUGCGAACAUUUAGGACGUGGAUGAUCCCGUGGAAAACUUGAAAAGAGUUUUUGUUGAAUGGAUUUCUGAGUUCGGGCUGGAAAAGACGGUAUUCUGUUUAAAGACUCGACUGUAAGAUUUUCUUCUGCAGUCCAUAACAUUUUUUUUUCGCAGUUCACUGGCUGUGAGAGACGACGCGAGGAAACCCUGCUCAGACCAUUCGUUUAAUUUUCCAACCCGCAAAUAGAUUUUCCCUGAACGUCCAUUUGAGUAACAUGCGCGUGUGGAGACCACGAGCAACCUUCCGCCGUGUUGCUUGAGAAGCACAGCGCGAGCACGCGAGGACAGCAGAAGAAUUUUAAUCUUAUUUGAUCAGAAAACGCCGGGGAAAGUUUUUUCCCCACUCAACAUCUGAAAGACUCUUUUAUCCGCACUUGGAUACGCGGGCAGCCCGUUUUUUUUCAAUCCAGUGAGAACUUGAAGUUCCAUUUUUUAUUAUCGAACAUGGCGGUAUCGAAUGACUGGGUACGAGCGAGUGGACUAGCAGUUGCCCUGAUAUGCCUAAUUUUGCAGCCCUGUUCCGGGCAGUACCACGGGGAGAAGGGCAUUUCGAUUCCCGAGCAUGGCUUUUGUCAGCCAAUCUCUAUACCACUUUGCACAGACAUUGCUUACAACCAAACCAUUAUGCCAAAUCUUUUGGGUCACACCAACCAGGAGGACGCGGGUCUGGAGGUACACCAGUUUUAUCCCCUGGUCAAAGUGCAGUGCUCCAUGGACCUCAAAUUCUUCCUGUGCUCCAUGUACGCCCCGGUGUGUACCGUGCUGGAGCAGGCGAUCCCGCCGUGUCGGUCGCUGUGCGAGCGGGCCAGGCAAGGGUGCGAGGCGCUGAUGAACAAAUUCGGCUUCCAGUGGCCCGAGCGGCUGCGCUGCGAGUUUUUCCCGGUGCACGGAGCCGGUGAGAUCUGCGUGGGACAGAACACAUCGGAUAGCGGGAGCCCCACGUCCGACCCGACGCCUUUCCAGCCGGAACAUAUCACACUUCCGAACAUCGUGCGUCCCCCUCACCAGUUCUCUUGCCCUCUCCAGCUCGAGGUGCCCCCCUAUCUGAACUACUACUUCAUGGGCGUGAAAGACUGCGGGGCUCCUUGCGAACCCACCAAACCCAACGGGCUCAUGUACUUUCGGGAGGAGGAGGUGAAGUUCGGCCGGCUCUGGGUCGGGAUUUGGUCCAUUUUGUGCUGCGUGAGCACGCUUUUCACCGUGCUCACCUAUCUAGUGGACAUGAGGCGUUUCCGCUACCCGGAGAGGUGCAUCAUAUUCCUAUCUGGCUGCUACUUCAUGGUGGCCGUGGCUUACGCCGCGGGAUUCUUCCUGGAGGAUAAAGUUGUGUGCAUUGACAAAUUCAACGACGACGGUUACAAAACCGUCGCGCAGGGCACCAAGAAGGAGGGCUGCACCAUCCUGUUCAUGAUCCUGUACUUUUUCGGCAUGGCCAGCUCCAUUUGGUGGGUCCUCCUGUCGCUCACAUGGUUCCUGUCCGCCGGUAUGAAGUGGGGUCAUGAGGCCAUCGAAGCCAACUCUCAAUACUUCCACCUCGCCGCCUGGGCAGUGCCUGCCGUUAAAACCAUCACCAUCCUCGCCAUGGGCCAGGUGGACGGAGACAUCCUGACCGGCGUCUGCUACGUGGGUAUCUACAACGUGGACGCCCUGCGCGGCUUCGUCCUGGCGCCCCUGUUCGUCUACCUCUUCAUCGGCACGUCGUUCCUGCUCGCGGGCUUCGUGUCUCUGUUCCGGAUCAGGACCAUCAUGAAGCACGACGGCACGAAGACCGAGAAGCUGGAGAAACUCAUGGUGCGCAUCGGGGUGUUCAGCGUCCUCUACACCGUCCCGGCCACCAUAGUGAUCGCCUGCUAUUUCUAUGAACAAGCGUUCCGUCCCCAGUGGGAGAAGACCUGGCACUUGCAGACGUGCAAACGCUUCGCCGUGCCAUGCCCGGCGCACAACUUUGCGCCGAUGACCCCGGACUUCACCGUUUUUAUGAUUAAGUACCUCAUGACAAUGAUCGUGGGCAUCACCUCCGGCUUCUGGAUAUGGUCAGGGAAAACCCUGCAGUCCUGGCGCCGGUUCUACAAACGGCUCAGCAACAGCAACCAGGGAGAGACCACAGUAUGAGCUGCGAGAGAGUGGUCGUCUUCAUUCAGGUUGUAACCUCUGGAAGUUCGCUUCGUCUACAAAAAAAAGUUAAUCUCGGAGCCAUAGCUACAGUCACGGAUCCCACGCUCCAGACGGAGAAGUUGGGACAGGACAAUGGCAAAAACACAGUGGGAAGGAAUCAAACAUGCAAACUAAGCUGAUUUUCGAUUCUGUAAGUGUCAUUUAAAGGAUUGAAAGGCCAUGGACACUCUAAUGUGCCACGCUGCUUUGUUUUCUGUUAUGUGUUAUAAUUUGUAAAACAUCUGACGAACAUUCAAUGUUAUUCAAAUCUGUCUUAAUUAUUUGUUGUAUUACGUUUAUAUUCUUAAAAACAGGACAAUAUAUUUUGACUUUGUAUCACGAAACAAGAUUCACACGGGGUUGUCUGUAGUUUUAUAAAAAAUAAUUAGACAAAUGCAUUUCAUUUACUUCUGCUAAGGGCAUGGUAUGCGCUCAGUCAGCUCAACAGUAGGUGCGAUCCUUUGCCCAGAAAACAGAAUGUUUGCCUUAUACGUCCUUUUGUUUAUUUGGCAAAAUUGUUGGAGUUUCGCAGCUACCCACUGACAAUCAUGCAUACCUCUACAAAUGGACGGACUGCUUUGUGCGUCCUGAAUCCGGAUAGUAUUAUGCAUGUGUACAGCUGUGAGAUUAUGCAAGCUUUUUAAACAACAUAUUGUAAAUACUCACAUUUUCUCAAAGAAUAUAUGUAUUUAUGACAAUAAUCUUGCUGUUUUUUACUUGAUUUUCAAAAAUGCGGUAAGAUACCAUUUGUAUAUGUACAGUGUCACUGAAUAAAACAAUUAGAUUUUUAAAACGCU
Messenger RNA from Sardina pilchardus (European sardine), 3162 nucleotides. Its product is annotated as frizzled-7-A-like. Gene Ontology annotation, cellular component: plasma membrane. The record is from RefSeq and is a predicted model, not a curated record. Gene Ontology annotation, molecular function: Wnt receptor activity; Wnt-protein binding. The transcript has a single exon. Gene Ontology annotation, biological process: canonical Wnt signaling pathway; non-canonical Wnt signaling pathway. Lineage: Eukaryota; Metazoa; Chordata; Actinopteri; Clupeiformes; Clupeidae. Bases 656 to 2323 code for a protein of 555 amino acids.